This is a messenger RNA of Cryptomeria japonica (Japanese cedar), 609 nucleotides long. RefSeq lists its product as uncharacterized. The coding region runs from base 1 to 609 and encodes 202 amino acids. Gene Ontology annotation, molecular function: nucleic acid binding; RNA-DNA hybrid ribonuclease activity. Lineage: Eukaryota; Viridiplantae; Streptophyta; Pinopsida; Cupressales; Cupressaceae. The transcript has a single exon. The record is from RefSeq and is a predicted model, not a curated record.
AUGAACGAAAAUAUGAUACAUUUGUUGCGAGAGUGGAGGGGCCCUACCUCCAAUCCUAUGGUUCACCAGCUCUGGAAACAAAUUCCCCCACAUCUCUGCUGGAGCAUUUGGAAGGAGAGGAAUAAUCGGAUCUUCAGGGAUAAGGAGGCCACUCUGGAAAAUGUGUUCACCUGUUUCCUUAAGCUCAUCCUUGAAAAUUUAUCUAUGGCUAUUGUUAAAAAGCCCCCUAAUCCUCCUUCCAACUGGAAUUGGGAGAUUGCUCGUUGGUGGAACCUGCCUAGAUCCUUUGCACAUAUUGAUAACUCCAAGCGUCUCCGAAGGCAAAAUACUUUUUGGUCCCCCCCAAAUCCUGGUUCCUUCAGACUCAAUUUUGAUGGGGUUGCUAAACAUGGCCUGGCAGCUGGGGGCGGUGUCAUUAGAAAUCACAGUGGGGCCCUGUUUGCAGCCUACACGAGGAACUUGAGUGGCCACUCCAGCAAUCAAGUUGAAGCUCUGGCCUUGGUUUGGGGGGUUCGUUUCACCCUCUCUAUGGGCAUAAGGGUUAUGGACAUUAAAGGGGACUCUAAGCUCAUUGUUGAUGUUGUCAAAGGGAGGAACAAACUCAAUUGA